ACCAGUUUCCUGUGAAGGUGUUGAAGGUAGUUGUUUAAUGCCUUUAAAUCCAGUCCACUUCUUUGCGUCUAUUUUGGGGGGAUUAGGUCAACAGACGCACGGUACCGACCCGGAGCAGCGAGGUCCACUUCGAGGGACUUUUGUCCCUCUCGACUCGCCUUAGUUAUCCACCGGCGGAAAAAAGUUUCUGCGUGAUGAGCGACCUGUUGAGGGGAAAAUGAUCACUUCUGAGUGGUAACACAAGCAGAUGUUUGUGGGCAAGACAUGAAGCAUCAGUCUGGAACCAUUGCUGCUACAUCCGACAGGGAUAUUCCUCUUAUACGGCUCCAAACUGAUGAAACACUCAGGGAAAUUUACGAAUUUGGGAAGACACUGGGUCAAGGAAGUUUUGGAACUGUUUAUGAAGCGACUCACGUCAAGACACAAACAAAAUGGGCCGUUAAGGAGGUUCGCAAACCAGCGGCAGGAAGUUCCAAGUUUAGGAUGUUGGAUAACGAAAUAAACAUCCUCAAAAAAGUAAACCAUCCCCACAUAAUAUACCUCGAGGCAACCUACAACACACCUACGAAGAUUUGUCUGGUCACUGAGCUCUGUCAAGGAGGCAGCCUGGAGCAGCUGCUGCGGCAAAAGAGGUUCUUUACAGAGGACGAGACAAGAGAAAUCAUCUGUUGUUUAGCUGAUGCAGUUGUCUACCUUCACAAAAGAGAUAUAGUGCACCGGGACCUGAAGCUUGAAAACAUUCUUGUGAAGAACUCUCUUGACGAUGGCAGGUUUAACAUUAAGGUGGCAGACUUCGGACUGUCAGUGAAGGCAGACGGCGUUGGGAUUAAGAACGUAUUGACGGAGGCCUGUGGGACUCUCCGCUAUAUGGCACCUGAAAUGAUGAGCGGCCGCGGUUAUAGCCAUUGGUGUGACGUUUGGAGCAUUGGAGUCAUUAUGUUUAUGCUGCUUUGCGGAGAGCCUCCAUUUCAGGCCAAAACAAAGGAGAAACUACUUGAACAAAUCAUGUCCACGGAAGUCAGAUUUACUCAACCCAUUUGGGCCGCAGUGAGUGAUGGAGGGAAAUAUCUUCUGACUUGUCUUCUGAAGGCCGACCCCGCUUACCGCAUGUCUGCUCAUCAGCUGCUGGAGCAUCCCUGGAUUACAGGCGACACGACUGUGCCUCUGGGCCCGAGCAACGUGCUGGAGAUGAUGCAUCACUAUAUGCUGAAUAACCAAGAGACAGAGACUGGGAACGGCGCUCCGUCCAGCUCCUCAGAGGACACGUUGAAGCCACGUCUGGCCGCUAUUGGCCUCUCUUCAGAGAGAGGCAGCACCUGUGGGGAAGAUGCUGAGCUCUGCCCUGAGAACGGCUCCUGCAGACCCUCCACAUCCACCAAACUGUCUUUUAGUGGCGAAAAAUAUCCCAGGCAGCUGAGUGCAACGCCACACAAAUCUGAAGACAGGAAGGAUUUCAGCGCGGGGCAGAACCCGGCCUGUGACUCAGCGAAGGCAGAGGAGAAGGGACGUUCGUCCAGCAGUAAAGCAGAAACGCCUCUGCAACCCAGCAGAGCACCAAAGAAAAGCAAAAGGAAUAAACAAACAAAGGGGAAAAAAUGAGCCAAAUCACACAAGAAGACACUAGAGGGAAUAAUUGUAUUUUGGUAUGUUUACUAUUUAUGUAAGUUGUGUUUUUACUUUUUUUUUUUUGAGCAGAUUUGAAUGUAACCGCUAUCAGUGGUGCAACCUUUACUGUGCUGGCCGGAGAUAAAGCAUUGGCUCCAGUGUCAAAAGGAGCGGGCCUCACAUGCAAUGUGAAAAUAGUUCAAUAUGUCCAAACCCUUUGCACUUGGGGGUUUAGCCUGAGCAGCGCUGCCUUGUGCCAAAUGUGAAGGCCCUACUCUGAGCUGUUUUUCCCACUAAACAAAAGCAAACUUCUACACAGCUACGGGUUUAAGAUCCCCCAGCAGCUAAAAUUCACGUUUUUUUACUUUUUAUAAAGAGAGGUUAACGUGGGAGAAUGAAUACUUUUUUUUUAUAUAUCAGUGUCUACCGAUGCCUUUAGCUUCCAAAAACAAGACAGAUUCAGUGAAAAAAGUCACCUGGGAACUUAUUGCUGGUUACAAUUAUUAUUAUUAACGUCGUCUUUUAGGUUUUUUUCUUUUGUUAAUGUUUUCCAUUUUGCAUUUUAUUCUUAUCUUGUUCCACCACUACACGCACAGAGAGCAAAUAAAAAGAUUGAAAUGUGCCAAA
Fundulus heteroclitus (mummichog) is the source of this 2232-nucleotide messenger RNA. It is a transcript of the gene stk33, whose product is annotated as serine/threonine kinase 33. NCBI's taxonomy places the organism in Eukaryota, Metazoa, Chordata, Actinopteri, Cyprinodontiformes, Fundulidae. Gene Ontology annotation, biological process: mitotic spindle organization; protein phosphorylation; regulation of cytokinesis. Gene Ontology annotation, molecular function: ATP binding; protein kinase activity. Bases 265 to 1599 code for a protein of 444 amino acids. The transcript has 13 exons. Gene Ontology annotation, cellular component: spindle midzone; spindle pole centrosome; chromosome passenger complex. The record is from RefSeq and is a predicted model, not a curated record.